Maniola jurtina (meadow brown) is the source of this 2468-nucleotide messenger RNA. It is a transcript of the gene eIF3b, whose product is annotated as eukaryotic translation initiation factor 3 subunit B. Gene Ontology annotation, molecular function: RNA binding; translation initiation factor binding; translation initiation factor activity. The record is from RefSeq and is a predicted model, not a curated record. The transcript is spliced from 11 exons. The coding region runs from base 71 to 2161 and encodes 696 amino acids. NCBI's taxonomy places the organism in Eukaryota, Metazoa, Arthropoda, Insecta, Lepidoptera, Nymphalidae. Gene Ontology annotation, biological process: translational initiation. Gene Ontology annotation, cellular component: eukaryotic translation initiation factor 3 complex.
UCGCUGUUCUAGUCUAUGGAUUUAGUUCACUAAUGGCGUGUCUUCCGGUACCACACUAUAUAACGUCAAAAUGGCUAAGAAAAAAGGCGAUGAGAAAGUGAAUCAAACACCCCAAAGUGAUAAUGAGGAGCAGAAUUUUGACGAGGAGCCAAAUUUCGAUGAUCCGGAAGGAUUUGUGGACGAUAUCCCCGACGAGGAAUUGUUGGCGGACGUUUUAGAAUCGAAGCCAAAAGAAUCUGACGGCUACGAGAAUGUGGUCGUCGUGGAUGGGUGCCCGCAGGUCGGACCUGAGCGUCUCGAAAAACUCCAGAGUGUCAUAACCAAGAUCUUCAGCAAGUUUGGGAAGAUAGUCAACGAGUAUUAUCCCACCACGGAAACUGGUGUGACAACGGGAUACAUAUUCUUGGAGUACAAUAAUCCACAGAAUGCCGCGGAGGCAGUCGCCGCCACUAAUAACUGUAAAUUAGAUAAGCAGCACACAUUUUUAGUGAAUCUUUUUACUGAUUUUAAGAAAUAUUCAGAUAUCCCUAAAGAAUGGGAGCCACCAGCGCCUCAGCCAUUCAAGGUUCAGUCAGACCUGCAAUGGUAUCUGAUGGACCCGGAUGCAUAUGACCAGUUCCUUGUUGGUAUUGGAACUGGAGUGGCACUCCAAGUGUGGCAGAAUGCCCUGCCUGAACCCAUUGUUCUACAGGAGAGACCAAACUGGACUGAGACAUAUGCAGUCUGGUCUCCCCUGGGCACAUACCUGGCCACGUUCCACUGGCGAGGAGUAGCGCUGUGGGCCGGUCCCAAGUUCAGUCAGUUCCAAAAGUUCUUCCACCCUGAGGCAAGGUUCAUAUCCUUCUCACCGUGUGAGAACUAUAUUGUGACCUUUUCACCUAGUGGGGACAGAGGGGAUGAUAAGAAACUCAUCAUUUGGGAUAUUAGGACAGGUCAAGAAAAGCGUAGCUUCCCACCUCCAGACGAGUAUGUAACUUGGCCGAUUUUCCGUUGGAGCAAAGACGACAGAUUCUUUGCCAGACUCGGCCAAGAUAUGCUCUCUGUAUAUGAGACACCCAGCUUUGGCCUUUUAGAUAAGAAGUCCAUUAAAAUACCUGGUAUUAGAGAUUUCUGCUGGUCACCUUCUGACAACAUUCUAGCAUACUGGGUAGCAGAAGACAAAGAUGUACCAGCAAGAGUGACAUUGUUAGAACUCCCCAACCGCACAGAAAUACGCUCUAAAAAUCUCUUCUCUGUAGCCGAUUGCAAAAUUCACUGGCAAAAGAGCGGAGACUACCUUUGUGUGAAAGUAGAUCGCUACUCAAAAGUGAAAAAAGAUAAAAAUGAAAUCAAAUACUCUGGAAUGUACUACAACUUUGAGAUAUUCCAUAUGAGGGAAAAGGAGAUUCCAGUGGAUUCCGUAGAAAUCAAGGAACCAAUCCAGGCGUUUGCGUGGGAACCUAUAGGAUCGAAAUUCGCCAUAAUCCAUGGUGAUACAGCGAAUAUUUGUAUAAGUUUCUACCAAGUGAAUACUGGUCAAGCUCCGACUUUGCUGAAGAAGUUUGAAAGAACACCAUUCAACCAUCUUUUCUGGUCACCCAUGGGACAGUUUAUAGUGCUCGCUAACCUUGGACUAACCGGUGGUGCUUUGGAGUUCUUGGACACUAAUGAUUUCACUAUUAUGAAUGUGUCUGAUCAUUAUCAGAUGUCGGGCAUAGAGUGGGAUCCGACUGGUCGCUACGUAGUUACCGGAGUUUCGUCUCUGAAAUGCAAGAUGGACUGCGGGUACUACCUCUGGUCGUUCCAGGGCAAGAUUCUAAGAAGAGUAAUGAAGGAGGGCUUCGCUCAGUUCCUAUGGAGACCUCGUCCGCCCACACUGCUUUCUGAGAAGCAACAGAAGGAGAUCAAGAAGAACCUCAAGAAGUACUACUCGCAGUUCGAAUCCAAGGAUCGCAUGCGCAGCAACAAGGCUAGCAAGGAGCUGGUGGCGAAGCGCACGGAGCAGAUGAAGAAGCACGUGGAGUAUCGCGAGAUGAAGGCGCUAGAGUGGGCCGAGCAGAAGCCUCGCCGUCUUGAGCUGAGGAAUUAUGUAGACACGGACGGUCUCGAUACCGACGGGUCGGGUUCAGUGGAAGAAGUUGUAGAAUUCUUUAUCAAAGAGGAACAAACGGUCAUCGAGUAGUCGCCAUACCUCCCCACGUCUAGAGGUCGGACCCGAACUCCGACCUCCGCGAAAACCGGUUUAUACUGGUUCCAACCGCUUCAAACCGGUUCAACUGUAAAAAACACCAACGUAAAGAAUUUUAUCAACUUUUUGAAUAAACAGACCGCAUAUAAAAAGUCCUUUUUGUAUCAAUACUCCCCAAUAUUAUAGUCACAAAAAUAAAAAAAACUUUUUUCCAAUAUGUGCAGUGCAUUUCGGCUUAUAAAUUAUUAUUCGAUAGGUAAUGUUUAUAGAAAUCAUAUUAAAUUGAUACGUUUCAAAUGGA